Molecule: messenger RNA, 930 nt
Organism: Caenorhabditis briggsae
Lineage: Eukaryota; Metazoa; Nematoda; Chromadorea; Rhabditida; Rhabditidae
Exons: 3
Coding region: 1-930 (309 amino acids)
Biological process (GO): tRNA methylation
Cellular component (GO): tRNA (m1A) methyltransferase complex; nucleus
Source: RefSeq, a predicted model, not a curated record
AUGACGUUGGCACCAACGGAACCGUCAUUCUUGACGUACAACGAUCGAAUUCAAGAAGGGGAUACUGUAAUUGUGUAUGUGACAUAUGGACAAAUGGUGCCAACAGUUGUCAAGAGAGGACAGACACUCAUGAUGAAAUAUGGAGCCCUGAGACAUGAAUUCAUUAUUGGAAAGAAAUGGGGACAACGUCUGUCAGCUACAGCCGGCUACGUCUACAUUCUUCGUCCAUCAUCAGAUCUGUGGACCCGCUCGUUGCCACGUCGAACUCAGAUUCUCUACACAGCGGAUUGCGCUCAAAUUCUGUCGCUAUUGGAUGCGAAACCCGGAUCGGUAAUCUGCGAAUCGGGCACUGGAAGUGGAUCAUUAUCUCAUGCGAUCGCUUUGACUGUGGCACCAAAUGGACAUUUAUAUACACAUGAUAUUGAUGAGACGAGAACCAGCAAGGUUUUGGAGGAAUUCAAGACCCAUGGUCUCUCAUCUGUCACCACUGCCGUCGUCCGCAACGUCUGCACAUCUGGAUUCCACGUGGAGAACGAUGCCGACGGUGUCUUCCUGGACGUCCCAGCUCCUUGGGAAGCGAUUCCAUUCGCCGCCAAAUCGAUCUCUCGGAAACGCGGCGGUCGUUUAGUGUCGUUCAGUCCGUGUCUGGAACAAGUGCAAAGAGCCUGUUUGGCGAUGUCGGCAGCUGGUUUCAUAUCGAUUGAAACGAUUGAGCUGGUGCCGGAACAAAAGAAAAUUGUGAAUCAGCAUCGGCAGACACUAGAGGAAUUCGAGGAGAUUGGGGAUGCUUAUCCAAAGGAGAGGAAGAGAAAUGCAGAGGGAGAAGUGAAGGAGGACUCUCGUGUCUCCACAGCAAUCGUCUUCCCGUACUCGCAACCAACCCAUACUGGAUACCUGACUCAUGCCACACUUCUACCAGUUUUGGAAUAA